Molecule: messenger RNA, 2845 nt
Organism: Schistosoma guineensis
Lineage: Eukaryota; Metazoa; Platyhelminthes; Trematoda; Strigeidida; Schistosomatidae
Source: the annotation of a GenBank genome assembly
ACAUCUCACCAACUAUUUCAAUUCUUUAGCUUAAAGGCGCGCUUAUCGUACUAUAAUUCAUCGGUAUGAUUAACGUAGAUUUGAGUGUUGCGGCCGCGUUACGGAAGUCUGGUGGUAUAAUUAGUCUGAUGCCAAUGGGGGAUUCUAUUUACUUUGGAACUAAUAUUAAACAAGAACCUUUCACACUGUUGACUCUGACAGAUGAUCAGCGUUUCGCCAUUGAAAGGGCAAAGAAGUAUGCUUUAGAGCAAAGUAUUCAAAAUGCACUCAGCAAACAAGCAGCACAGCUACACCAACAGACAAACCGUCCUACAACUUCCACUGGAUUUUCUGGACCUCCUGCAGCUGCACAAAAUCUCCCGCCUCCUGGUGUAUUUAUUCCUACUUCUGUAGGGGACAAUGUAACGUCAACAUCGGAAGAGAAGCAAAUAGAAGGUAAUUCUUUAUUAAAGAAAAUUUUCAAUCCGUUCAAAGAACGUUUGUCGUCUCAACCAAUAUAUAAUUAACUAGCCAGUUAUAUGAAAACAUUUUGAUUUGCUCUAUUUCUGCAACAUAAAAGACAAUAUGUAGAAUUGCAAAUAUACCAUUCUGCUAACAAGCGUCAAAAGGGUGUACAUGGUAUGUUCACCAAGUACGCAGAUUGAUAAAAUGGAAAAGUUUAUAACACAAAACCUAAAAGACUGCACAUGUUUAAUGUUCCCAACGUAAGCUUUCCCUAUCAACCAUCUCUUGUCACGAUCCCGACUAACAAUCUCAGUAAACCAGUUCACCUGUUUAUUGAACAGAUUAUGUAAAUAAACUAAUUCAGUCGACCUACUGGGCUAUUUCUUUCAAAUGCUUAUCCUCCUCCCGAUCGUGUCAUUUCAUUUAUAUCCAUAACUUCACUUUUUGUAUCCUUAUGCAGUCACGGUGAUUUUUUCUUAUCUUCUCUGUCAAGUCUGAUGAAAAGGGAUUAAUAUCACUUGUGAAUGAUAAAUGUUGCUGCUGUUAUGGCGAUAUAUAGAAAUAUUGGUAUGUAUAAGGUGACCGAUUAAACAAUCACUUCACGAGAGUGAGCUGAAUUACCAAUUAUUACGCAUCGAGAACAAACAGAACGUUUCUAUCAUUACAUUUUAAAUUAUCCAACUAAUAAAGGAGGCAGGAAAUAGGGAUUAAAUGGUAUAUUUUUCUACUGUUUUUAUUAAACUUUAAACUAAAAAUGCAGAAGAUAAAAAAAACCAAAAAGACAAAGAAAUGUGGUGAUAUUAAAGUACUUCAAGGGGUGUGCCCCCCUAAGCAAACCACUUGCUUCUGUUUAGGCGCCCGGGCAGUAUCCCAGCCCUCGCACAAAUCUAUUUGGUGCUUCCUUGUACUAAUGUUUGUGUUUAAAUGAAUAAGUACUUCAAGCAUGUCUUUAUAACUAAAACUCUCCGCAAACCCAAUAUUCUCUUCUGGGAUAGGUGAUAUGAUGAUCUUGGGGCUCUGCUAAGUAACUGAGUUACACUUGUGUAUAUAAGUUUGUAAUUAACUGAUGAUUCUACUUACUUUGAUUUAGAAAAUUGUUUCUAUGAUUCAAUUUAUCUGUCUCGUCUCGUAGAUAUCUUGUAUUGAACGCAUUUAAGCGAAUACUAAAAUAGAAUAACUUAUUGUUGAUUUGUCCAAGCUAUAUAACUCUUCGUAACCAUGUUUUUGCAUAACAGACCUUGGAAACCAAGUAUAAAUGACGUAUUUUAUAUGGCUUCUUAGUAUCAUUUAUUGCAUCCUAUCCAUGUCGGUGCAAGUUGUAACACACGAAUAUCACAAAGUUAAAACCCUCCUGAGGCAACUAUAGAACUUAUCAAUCAACGGGAUUGUUUUCGUAACUAAUUCCUAAAAAUCAAUUUCUGUGACUGAUUCAGCGUUUAUCAUUUUUCAAAGCUUUAUGCAUAGUACUGUCAUUAAAUCGAAAUGAAAUUUAUUUUUGUGAAUCUAAAUUUAUCUAACUCAUUGGUUUCUGUGUUAUUCAGAUGUCAUUUCCGUCACAACUGCAUCCGUCUGGGAUGAUGACGACGACUCGGCGAUCCCUGUCCCAACUGCUUCAGAGGAAAUUCCUGAAAUCCCCGCUGAAGAUCAGGUCGGGGAGCACACUGAAGUAACCGCUCACCUAAACGAUGUCGAAGACUCUCAAGAUGUGUUUACUAUUAGUAUGUCUAGGGUUUUAUUGCUCGAGAAUAUGGUAGGUGUUAAUGAAGUGGACGACGAACUUCAGGAGGAAGUAAUGGAGGAGUGUGGGAACUACGGUUCUGUUCUACGCGUUUUGAUUCAUAUAAUGACAAGUCAGGAUGUUCGCAUCUUUAUUCAGUUUGACCGAUCGGAUGACGCUAAAGCUGCUUGCUGCGCCCUAAAUCAACGCUAUUUUGCUGGUCGUGUUGUCCAAGCUCGUUUGUAUGAUGAAGAACGGUUCCAACUGCAUGAACUGGAUGACUAAGGAGUAUUCUAACUUAUUUUAUUGGUCGUAUUUCAGUCCGGAUUCAAUAUCAGUAUUUCUUAUAACAAUUAUGUACGCAUAUUUACGAUGUUCAUUUUGUUUGUCAGACUUAUUGUAUACUUCCUUAACCUUACAAUCUGUAUGUACAUAAAGCAAGGUUUAAUUUUAUAUUAAACAUAUUCCGAAUUAGUUUCCCUUUUGUCGUUUCUGAAUAUAUGGUCAAGUUACAUUCCCCUUGACUAUGCUCGAACUAAUAAUGAUUAUUCAUAUGUAAGCUUUUUGAUUAAUUCGUUACUAAACCACUUAUUUAACAAACUUGCAAGUUUUGUCGUAUUUCUUCAUACUAUUCAAGUGCACCCACUGAAUAUUUUGUGUGACUUCCAUGCGUUUCGUCUUCGG